Jatropha curcas is the source of this 1842-nucleotide messenger RNA. Its product is annotated as Ankyrin repeat family protein. The record is from RefSeq and is a predicted model, not a curated record. Gene Ontology annotation, cellular component: plasma membrane. Gene Ontology annotation, molecular function: protein binding. NCBI's taxonomy places the organism in Eukaryota, Viridiplantae, Streptophyta, Magnoliopsida, Malpighiales, Euphorbiaceae.
AAAUCCAAAACUAUAUUAAAAUUUUCAUAUACUGGAACGCCACUGGUCAGUUCAAUUACAUUAGUAAUUUCGCAAUUAGCAUUAUAAACACAAGGGUGACGGCAGGCAAACGACACUUGGCUGCACCAUGGGCGUGAAGAAAAGUCUAGGAGCCAUUAAAAGAGGCAUGUUCCUUCUAUCUACAAGAAAGUAUUUCCCCCACACCAACUUAUUCUUGCAUCUUUUGUUCAAGAACCACAUUCUCGCAUAACUGUACAAGAAGCUCCAUUAGUGUAUGAGAAUGGAUACAAGAUGGCUGGGGGCAGCUCAAACUGGAAACACAGAUUAUUUGCACCAAUUACUUGUAGAAAAUCCUCUCAUCCUCAACAAUAUUGCAUUAUUCUCAUCAGAAAAUCCUCUUCAUAUUGCUUCCACUGCUGGACAUGUUGACUUUGUCAAAGAGAUUUUAAGGUUGAAGCCAGAAUUUGCCGAAGAAAUAAACCAAUAUGGGUUUAGUCCUAUGCACAUGGCUGCGGCCAACGGGCAUGUUGAGAUCGUCAGGGAGCUGGUGAAAGUUGAUAGGGGACUGUGUCGUUUAGAGGGAAAAGAUGAGAAGACUCCUCUUCAUUGCGCAGCUAUCAAAGGAAGGACUGACAUAAUUUCUGUAAUUCUCUUGUCUUGUCCUGAUUCUGUUGAAGAUGUAACUGUUCAAGGAGAAACUGCUUUGCAUCUGGCUGUUAAAAGCAGCCAAUUUCAAGCAGUAAAGGUAUUGGUGGAUUGGAUUAGAGAAAUGAACAGGGAAGAUAUUUUGAGCCCCAAGGACGAGUUAGGCAACACAGUUCUGCACAUUGCUGCCUGGAAAAAACAACGUCAGGUGAUGGAUUUGCUUCUUGCUAAUGGCACUAAUAAUGGAGGCAUUGUGGAAGUGAAUGCCUUAAACAACAGUGGCCUCACUGCCCUUGAUUUGCUACUGAUUUUCCCAAGUGAGGCAGGUGACACAGAAAUGACAGAAAUCCUUCGGCGUGCUGGAGCUAUACCAGCGAAGGACAUCAACCACUCUCCCAUUUAUUCAUCUCAAUCAGUCGAUCAUACCUCAAUAAGCAACCCUACAAGGCCACAGACUUGUCACACACAACAGUCAAAUAACUUGCUGGAUUAUUUCAAGUUUAAGAAGGGACGAGACUCUCCUAGUGAGACACGCGGUGUACUAUUAGUCAUCGCAGUUCUAGUAGCAACCGCAACCUUCCAAGUCGGAGUUAACCCUCCAGGAGGUGUUUGGCAAGACACGUUUAUACCAGAUCAAAAUAACAGCAACAAACCCAUUACCAUAAAACCACAUUAUGCAGGAGAUUCGAUUUUGGCCACAUCUAAUCGAGUUGCAUUUGCACUAAUCGUUAUUUUCAACUCUAUAGGAUUAUCAGUCUCUCUUUUGAUGAUCAACAUCCUCACAACUAGGUUCCCCUUGCAAUUUGAGCUACAAAUGUGCAUAGUUGCAAUCUAUUCCACUUACAACACUGCAUUAAUAAGCAUGUCACCAGAUGAAAUAAAGCUCUAUGUCAUAUUGACCACUACAAUCUUGUCUUCACUGACAACAGUCCUUAUCAGUUUUAUAAGACGGCAUGCAAAAAAGGUUAUAAAGUUUAUUGUUGACAGGUUUAGUUGGUAAAAUUAGUGGUUUGUGGUACAUGUAAAACUAUCUUUUGCCCGACCAAAUGAUCAGUCUUUGUUGAUGCAUUUUGAGGGCAUUUUGUGUCAAUUACUGUAACAGCUAGUGGUGGUAAAAUCUCUGGUGCCUGCUUUCAAGGAAUUCAUUUUGUAACCGUUUGCUUGGCAGAAAAUCCAGUUCAGAAGCAAAUUCUCAAA